UCCAGAUUCGCUCUCGAUUCAAGGAACUGUACUAGACGGCUACUUCUGAUGAUGGAUUCCUCCUGGACCAAUCAAUCCUCCUCCCUCAGCCUCGACCUCAGCGUCGGCCCUCUUCGGUCUCCCGACCAUGCUCCGCCCGAUCAAAGGAGUCCACCAAGAAAAGAAGAGGUCGGAGUUAUAGAGGCCAAGCUGAACCAGAUAAGCAAGGAGAACAAGAGGCUCGCCGAGAUGGUCAGCGACAUGCACAUGAACUACAGCGCUCUCCGCGGUCGAUUGUUCGAUCUCGCAAGCAUCCCUCCCCAGGAAAAAGGGUCAGUCUCGCCGAAGAGGAAGAGGGUCGACGGAGUCAGCUGCAAGUACCAGAUCAAGCAUGGCGAAGACCCCAUGCCCAAGACCUCCAAGAUGUACGUCCGAAUCGACCCGACCGAUUCGAGUUUGGUGGUGAAGGAUGGGUAUCAAUGGAGGAAAUAUGGUCAGAAGGUCACCAGAGACAACCCCUUCCCUCGAGCUUACUUCAGAUGCUCCUUUGCUCCUUCCUGUCCCGUCAAGAAGAAGGUUCAAAAGAGCGCAGAAGAUGGAUCGCUCUUGCUGGCGACAUACGAAGGCGAGCACAACCACGAGCGGCCUUCGCGGGAUGAUGUGUACGGUUUUUCGGAUCACAGUGCAGCAGCAGUACUCCCGUGUCCAUCGAUCGUUGUAGAACACACCUCGCAACCUUACGAUCUCGACGAGGUCGAAAUGCCAACGCUGCAGAGACUGCUGGUGGAGCAGAUGGCCUCGGCGUUGACCAAAGAUCCAAGCUUCACUGCUGCGAUCGCCACUGCGAUAUACGAGAGAAUGCUUGGGUCUCCACCAGCUUAUCACUGAGUACAUACAUUCUACGACUUGUGCUGUACAAAAGAAGAGAACUCAAUCUCACCGACCAAUGAUUAGCUCUUCAAUCCUGUCGCGCAUGAGGCCAAUCAAUCAAUCAAAAAGAGAAACAAAUAUGUAACGCUACAUAUCAGUAUGUCGAAUUUCCAAUAGCACAGUGAAAAAUCAUGUCUGAGAUAGGAGAAGGUUCAUAGGAAAUAAUCAAUGUUGUGCCGUGCUUAUGUGAAUGGAGUUGAGAUACUUAUAAAAGAAGAAAUGAAAAAGAUUUUUUUUUCGUGAA
Molecule: messenger RNA, 1153 nt
Organism: Musa acuminata subsp. malaccensis (wild Malaysian banana)
Lineage: Eukaryota; Viridiplantae; Streptophyta; Magnoliopsida; Zingiberales; Musaceae
Product: probable WRKY transcription factor 40
Biological process (GO): regulation of DNA-templated transcription
Molecular function (GO): DNA-binding transcription factor activity; sequence-specific DNA binding
Source: RefSeq, a predicted model, not a curated record